ACGAGGAGGCCUUCUCUGUCCUGUCAGUGCACACGCAGAGAAAAGAGAGAGAGAGAGAGAGAGAGAGAGAGAGAGAGAGAGAGAGAAAGAGAGAGAGAGAGACGGCCAGGCAAGGACUGAACAAAAUCAGGGCAACAGUCAGUUGACCCCCUUUCUCACCACAGAGGCACCGAUCCCGGGGCGAGUCAACAAGCCAAAGUGGGACCUGACUAUAGCCCAUCCAGGAGUGGGACCCAUCCAAGAAAGCUGGUCAGGAAGGGGACUAUCAAAGGCCUUUUUUUUUCUCAGCGCACCCCCCACCCAACUCCCAAACCUGUUUCCAAUACCUAAACGAAAGGCACCGCCGACGGAACCAUGCAUAAGAAGACCAAGCUUAAGCUCACGCUCUUCAGCCUGGUGGUGGGGAUGCUCUGCAUGUUCACCGCCGUGGUGUCGGACCACUGGGCCGUGCUGAGCCCCAUGGUGGAGCAGGUCAACACCACGUGCGAGGCCGCCCACUUCGGGCUGUGGAGGCUGUGCAAGAAGAACCUUUACAUCACAGACCUGGAGCGAGUGGGUCUGGGAUGCGGGCCCCUCAGUCUACCCGGAGAACACAACUGCACUUAUUUCAGGCACUUCACUCCAGGAGAGGAAUCUGAAAUUCUUGAUGUGAAGACCCAGAGAGAGUACAGCAUCUCAGCAGCUGCCAUCGCCAUCUUCAGCGUGGCCUUCAUGAUCCUGGGUUCCAUCUGUGCUCUUGCAGCCCUGAUCAAGGGCAAGGACUACAUUUACAAGCCAGCGGGGAUGUUUUAUGGAUUUGCAGGUCUCUGUGCCAUCGUGUCCGUGGAGGUGAUGCGUCAGUCGGUGAAGCGGAUGAUUGACAGCGAGGAGACCAUCUGGAUCCAGUACUACUACUCGUGGUCGUUCGCCUGCGCCGUGUCCGGCUGCAUCUUGCUCUUCGUGUGCGGCCUGGGCCUGCUGAUCCUCUCCAUGCCCCAGAUGCCACGGAACCCCUGGGAAACGUGCAUGGACGCCGAGCCCGAGCAGAUGGAGUGACCACGCCGACGGACAGACCACAGCGGGCGGGAGAACCCCACCAUGGGGUGUUCUCUCUUUUUUUAAAAAAAAAACACACCAAGAGAAAAAAAAAGAUCAAACUUCUACAGUGAGACAUACUGGAGUCCCUGGGAGGCUGAAUGGACAGUGUUUGUUUGUCUCGGAUCAUCACAGUAAUAAUCGAAUGUAAAGUGCCCUAUUAGGUUGAACUAUGGUCAAUGUAAUGGUUAGGUACAUCAAUAUACUGUACCUACAUACGACAUACUUUUGUAUUUAUUUGGCAUGUAAUACAUUUGCUAUACCCUCUUGUAUCUUGUAUUCAUGUAAAACUUAUAGUUUCCCCAACUAGUGACUUUUAAAUGGUUAAAACAGCAUCUCACCUACGCUACGUGGAAAAAGUGAAAACUAUUGGAACCCUGAGAGAUUCCAUCACGGCUAUAAAGCCCUGCAGUUGAUGAAAAUGUGUCAUGUAUCCAUCAUGAAAACAUGAGGAUCACAUUUUCACAUGUGAAUAACAUGUGAACUCAUUUUGAUUCCUACUGUAUCUCACCCACAACUGUCUUAUCGUGUAACAACUCCAAAACACACAAACACAAUGAUUUUUUUUAACAGAUCCAUGUAAUCCAUCUUGCAUGAUGCCAGGGCAGACCUGUGGGCACAGAGGAAUGAUUGGGGGUAUAGUGGGUGCCCACUGCACACGUUUGGUCCUGCUCCCUCCGUGGCUCCGCUCUGCUCGGGGAAGCAUGGGCCAGUUGUUCCCGCAGGGACGCUUGGGCAGAAUGCUAAUGCAUGCUCUGUCGAAGCAACUGAAUGCCCCGCCAGAGACCCUGGAGAAGCUUCAGCACAAGCAGGUGCAACAAAACAGCCAGCCAUCAUACAAGGGCUCUCUUGGUAGACAAACACAAAACACUACUCUAGUCAUGAUUCGUUUUUUUUUUUUUUUUGACAUGUACUGCUCUAAAGUCUUUUUUUUUUAAAUAUGUAUAUUCUGUUCCUGUUUUGUUUGUGUGCGUUUUUUCUUUUUUGUCUUGUGUUGGUUUUAGUCAUCUACUCUGAAUAUUUCCUUAACCAAAAUACUUUUUUAAGUGUUUAUAGAUCUAUCCAGAUUUUCUACUUAAAUAAGCUUACUGUGCCCCUGCUGCGACUGGGUCUCAUGUGCCAGAGUCCUUUUCUGCUUGAUGGAACAUUGCCUGCUGGUCCAUGACACAAAGUGCUCCAGCUUCGACCCAGUUGAAGUGGGCUGGGAAAAUCCCACCCGGGCUUGAGAUUUCAUUUGUUAUGAAUGGAGUUUUCUUUUAUUAACAGAAAACAAAAAAGCAGACGCCCAGUUUUGAUACACAAGUAUUGUAGGGGUGCAAAUGUGAUAGAGAGUUCUCCUGUCUGCUAAAAACCACCACUCCGACUUCCGGUUGAGCAUGUGAGUGAACAAGACGCAGAUGGAGAGAGCUCCCUGGUGUUUCUAUCAAAUUUUCAUAUAAAAAUAUUUUCACACAUAGUUACACCUCCGUAUUUUUUAUCUUUGAAGUUUUAGAACAUUUUUCUUUUUUUCUGGAAUGGAGAAGCAACGUCGGAACAGGAUUACUACCACUAUGCCUGCUACUACUAAAAACUCUGACCAUGCUAGCGGGUCUGCUAACGUUAGUGCUAAUGGUGCCUCCCCUGUUAAGUUACCUGUGGAUUUGGACAAUCUUCGUUCUGCUUUAAUGUCCGAUCUAACCUCUGCCAUUACUGAUCAACUUAAACGGGCGAUCGACGCUGCUCUUGCACCUAUUGCUGCUGCGAUUGAGGGAUUUACUGCAAGGAUUGAUUCUCAAGACCGCCCGUAUUGUUGAUUUGGAGCAACACCUCUCCUCUUACAGUGACCGGGUUGUCUCGCUAGAAAGAGCGGUCGAGCAUCUUUCCACGGCUAAUAGGCAGCUAUCAGAUAAAAUGGAAGACCUAGAAUCCCGCUCCCACCGCUGCAAUCUUCGAGUCAUUGGCAUACCUGAGGGGGCAGAAGGAACUGAUCCAAUGACAUACAUGUCCAACUUUUUCGCUGAUGUUCUUGGGGCAGAUGUAUUUCAAUCACCAACACCCAACACACACACACACACACACACACACACACACACACACAGAGGAAUACUCCUGGUGGGUUAGAAAGCCUAUACCCUAAUGUUCAUUUGACAAGACAUCUGUUUGGACACACGCUGAGCUCAAGAUAGGCUUCGGAGCGGACGGUGCUCUGUAGUAGAUGCUUGUUUGUUGCUGUCCCUGUAAUCUGCUAGGGCUUCUUUCUGCAUGCCAUAACAGGCAAAACAGACCGCCGUGUUUGUGCCUCUCAGUAGCUGUGUCUGUGUGUUUGUUUUGGUGUAGCGGUGCCCCAACAUGUAUUUUUAAUGACAAUAAAGACACUGGCAGCAGACGUUCAGAGA
This is a messenger RNA of Alosa alosa (allis shad), 3449 nucleotides long. It is a transcript of the gene cacng1a, whose product is annotated as calcium channel, voltage-dependent, gamma subunit 1a. Gene Ontology annotation, biological process: regulation of calcium ion transmembrane transport via high voltage-gated calcium channel; calcium ion transmembrane transport. Bases 355 to 1035 code for a protein of 226 amino acids. Gene Ontology annotation, molecular function: calcium channel regulator activity; voltage-gated calcium channel activity. The record is from RefSeq and is a predicted model, not a curated record. Lineage: Eukaryota; Metazoa; Chordata; Actinopteri; Clupeiformes; Clupeidae. The transcript is spliced from 4 exons. Gene Ontology annotation, cellular component: membrane; L-type voltage-gated calcium channel complex.